Molecule: messenger RNA, 495 nt
Organism: Medioppia subpectinata
Lineage: Eukaryota; Metazoa; Arthropoda; Arachnida; Sarcoptiformes; Oppiidae
Source: the annotation of a GenBank genome assembly
AUGUUUAGACUCGAUUCGACCAUGUUGCCGAAAUGCAACAUAUUAAAACGCCUAACCGUUGCUUCACAGGUCUAUUUGGUGACUCUAAUCGCGGACAUCGUUGUGUUCAACAAACAAAUCGGAUUCCUCUUUCUCACAUUAAUCCUCGACAUUCUGGCGCUCACUAUAAUCGCGAUCGGCAUCAGAGGCGUCGCCCUCGAGAUCUUCUACUUCGUGGCGGCGUUCGCGAUGGUGGCGGCCGUCGUGACCAUCGGUCAGGCGACCACUUUCGCCUUCCGCUCCCCACUCCUCACCACAACCAACUUCCUGCUCGACCUCUCCAUCACUGGCCUCGGCUUCUGGUUCGCGUGGAUUCUCUAUCAGGAUCUGUUAAGCAGAGGCGGCGCCACUGUUAUUCCCAACAUCUGUAUCGUCAAGAAGGCGGAAGAGGCGGACGCGAAGAGCGACGGCAAAGUGGACGCCAAAGACGAGCCCAAAGAGACGAUCGCGAACUGA